Molecule: messenger RNA, 2181 nt
Organism: Spinacia oleracea (spinach)
Lineage: Eukaryota; Viridiplantae; Streptophyta; Magnoliopsida; Caryophyllales; Amaranthaceae
Product: nucleotide pyrophosphatase/phosphodiesterase
Exons: 12
Coding region: 169-2028 (619 amino acids)
Molecular function (GO): metal ion binding; acid phosphatase activity
Source: RefSeq, a predicted model, not a curated record
AUUUAUACUUCUCUUCAAUGACACAAUUAAAUCAACCCUUUCACACCUUAAAAAGAUAUAUUUCCAUAAAACUAACUAUAACUCAUACUAAUAAUAAUGAACAUUAUCAUUAUUUAAUAGCAAAAUCUCAAAUCUCAAUCAGCAGAAAAAUCAAUCUUUCUGCUAAAAAUGAAAAUGGGUUUUACAAAUUUGAAGCUUUUUACAGUUUUUCUGCUGCUUUCAUGGCUGAAUCUUGGUUUGGGUCAUAGACCAGUUGGUGGUGAACAACCGCUUUCCAAGAUUAAUAUUUUGAGUACUACCCUUGCUCUUCAUCCACAUGCCUCCAUCGCUGCUUCUCCAAUUCUUCUGGGUUUCAAGGGUGAAGACACUGAGUGGGUAGACGUAACUCUUCAGGCCCCAAACCCAUCUUCAGAUGAUUGGAUCGGAGUUUUCUCUCCUGCAAAGUUCAAUUCUUCAGCCUGUUAUUCAGAAAUUGAUUUAAAAGAUCAAAAACCAUACAUAUGUUCAGCACCAAUAAAGUACAUGUUUGCAAACACCUCCAAUUCAGAUUACACAAAGAAUGGUAAAACCACACUACGUUUCCAGUUGAUCAAUCAGCGUGCUGAUUUUUCAUUUGCAUUAUUUUCAGGCGGCUUGUCCAAUCCACAACUGGUGGCAGUUUCAAAUUCUGUAUCAUUUGCAAACCCUAAAGCACCCCUUUAUCCACGCCUUGCUAUAGGGAAGUCAUGGGAUGAGAUGACAGUAACCUGGACAAGUGGCUACAAUAUAGAUGAGGCUGUUCCUUUUGUCCAGUGGGGCCCUCCAGACUUAAUCCCUAAGCGAGCACCAGCUGGAACAUUGACAUAUACCCGCAAAACCUUGUGUGGUGCGCCUGCAAGGACAGUUGGUUGGCGUCAUCCUGGCUUCAUACAUACAAGUUUCCUGAAGGAUUUAUGGCCAAACCAACUGUACAUGUACAGGAUGGGCCACAUCUUGUCCAACGGUUCAUAUGUUUGGAGCAAGACUUAUUCAUUCAAAGCUCCUCCUUCUCCUGGGCAGGACUCGUUGCAGCGUGUUAUAGUUUUUGGCGACAUGGGGAAGGCAGAGCGUGAUGGAUCGAACGAGUACAGUAACUAUCAGCCAGGAUCACUCAACACUACAGACCAACUAAUCAAAGAUAAAGAGAACUUUGAUAUUGUAUUUCAUAUAGGAGACCUUUCAUAUGCAAAUGGAUAUCUCUCGCAGUGGGACCAAUUCACCUCUCAAGUUGAGCCUAUUGCAUCAGCUGUGCCAUACAUGGUUGCAAGUGGUAAUCAUGAGCGUGAUUGGCCAGAUACCGGAUCUUUCUAUGGCAAGACUGAUUCAGGUGGCGAAUGCGGUGUGCCAGCCCAAACCAUGUAUUAUGUCCCUGCAGAGAACAGAGAUAAGUUCUGGUAUAAGUCAGACUAUGGAAUGUUCCGCUUCUGCAUUGCAGACAGUGAGCAUGACUGGAGAGAAGGAACUGAGCAAUACAAGUUCAUAGAGAACUGCCUUGCAACAGCAGAUAGGCAAAAGCAACCUUGGCUAAUCUUUGCAGCCCAUCGUGUCCUUGGUUAUUCAUCCGACAAAUGGUAUGGGAAAGAGGGCUCAUUUGAAGAGCCAAUGGGCAGAGAAAGCCUUCAAAAGCUUUGGCAGAGGUACAAAGUUGAUAUUGCAUUCUAUGGACAUGUACAUAACUAUGAAAGGUCGUGCCCUAUAUACCAGAAUCAAUGUGUAAACUCAGAGAAGACUCAUUACUCAGGCACCGUAAAUGGAACUAUCCACGUCGUUGCAGGUGGUGGAGGAAGUCACUUGUCAGAGUUCAGUGAAGUAAAUACUACUUGGAGUCUCUACAAGGACCAUGAUUUUGGGUUUGUGAAGCUCACUGCAUUUAACCGUUCAUCUCUUCUAUUCGAGUACAAGAAGAGCAGUGAUGGUAAUGUAUAUGAUUUCUUCACAAUAUCUAGAGAUUAUAGAGAUGUUUUGGCUUGUGUCCAUGAUGGCUGUGAACCAACCACUAUGGCAUCUUAAGUUUUCAAAUGUCAAAAUACAUUCAAGAUGGAUUACAGGGGUAAAUUUUAAAGACUAUACCGGUCUAGCUUAGGAAAAAUUAUUUGUAUACAAAUGGGAUAUUGGUUAUAUUAAUUAGAUUUCGAAGAAAUGUGCUUUCACAUUUUUAGUUUU